This is a messenger RNA of Anisakis simplex (herring worm), 486 nucleotides long. NCBI's taxonomy places the organism in Eukaryota, Metazoa, Nematoda, Chromadorea, Rhabditida, Anisakidae. The record is from the annotation of a GenBank genome assembly.
AUGAAUUUCAGUUUGGAAGGAUGGUCAAAAGUGAACGCCAACAAAACUGGAUGUGAUAUUUUGACGAAACGUCCGAUUGCUUCAAUUGAAGAUGACAACGAACGAGAACGCUACAAAUGGGGUGAGGAGAAGUUCGCAUUCGACGUCUUGGCCAGCGAUAAAAUUGGUCCAAGAAGAGAGCUACAGCCGAUGUAUCAUGAAUUGUGUUCCAAUAUAACGUACGAUGGAAUAUCGUUGAGAGCAAGUAUAGUGAUAAUCUAUCACAAUGAGGCAUUAUCAGUGCUGAUUCGUAUGAUAAAUAGCAUCCUGGAUCGAACACCUCCACAAUUAUUGCAUGAAAUUGUUUUGUACGAUGACUGGAGUGAUGAGGAUGACAUCCUCAUGGAUCAUAUCACAAAAUACGCCAAAAUUGAUGGAUGGCCAAUGGAAAAAUUGGUGGUGAAACGAAGUGAUGAACGACUUGGCUUGAUUAAAGCAAAGGUUUGA